AUGCGGCAGGUGCUAUGGGUGGCGCUCUGCAGCCUGCUGGCUGGCGUGCAAGCUGAGCCUGGGGUGCUGCUGCGGUUGGGCAUGGAUGUCAUGAACCAUGAGGUGCAGAGCGCCAUGGAUGAGAGCCACAUCCUGGAGCAGUUGGCUGCAGAGGCAGGCAAGCCCCAGCCGGGGAUGAAACCCAUCAAAGGCAUCUCCAAUAUGAAAGUGAAGGACGUCCAGUUGCCUGUCAUCACACUGAAGUUUGUCCCUGGAGUGGGCAUCUCCCAGUGCGUGUCCACUGGCAUGACCAUCACCGGCAAGAGCUUCAUGGGAGGCAACAUGGAGAUCAUCAUCGUCCUGAACAUCACCGCCACCAACCGGCUUGCGUGGGGAGAGGAGACGGGGCUCCCUGUGUUCAGCAGCGAGGGCUGUGAGAUCACCCUCGUCAGCGUGAAGACCAACCUGCCGAGCAACAUGCUGCCCAAGAUGGUCAAAAAGUUCCUGGACAGCACCCUACACAAGGUCCUUCCGAACCUGUUGUGCCCAGCCAUCGAUGCAGUCCUAGUAUAUGUGAACAGGAACUGGGAGCACCUGAAUGAUCCCAUGCCUGUGGGCCAGUUGGGUACCAUCAGAUAUGCCCUGGCAGCCCCCCCAACCACCACGGUCAGCUUCAUCCAGGUGGACUUCAGUCCUGUAGUGCAGCAGCCCGCAGGCAAAACCAUCAAGGUCACGGCUGUGGAUGGCGAGGCCCUGGAGUUCCCUGAGGGUUAUGCUGAAGGUUCGUCACAGCUGCUGCUGUCUGCUGCCUUCCUCACCGCAGAGCUGGCCCUCCUGCAGGAGUCCUUGGCCAUGAACAUCCGGGAGCCAAUGGUGGGUGAGCUGCUCCUACAGACCACGGAGAUACUGGCUAGCUUCAUCCCCAAAGUGGCUGAGGCUUAUCCCAAGCCAAGGCCCAUAGUGGCCCAGGUCAAAAUAAACAAACCCCCCAAGGUCACCAUCAAAGCAGGCAGCAGCCUCCUGCACCUCCAUGGCACCCUGGAGCUGUUUGCUGCCCAGCGGCCACGGGGCCAGCCACCCACCUUCCUCUUCCUUCUGGAAAUUCACUUCAACUUGAGGAUCCAGUAUUCUGUGCAUGAGAACCAGCUACAGAUGGCCACCUCCUUGAACAGAGUGCUGAGCCUGACCGGGGGGGCCUCCUCUGUUGGCAACUUCAAUGAGGAGGAGUUAACUGGCUUCGUCGCUGAUUAUCUGCAAGCAGCCUACGUCCCAGUUGUCAAUGAUGUUCUCCUAGUUGGGUUCCCACUCCCGGAUGUUCCAGCUGUGAACUACGACCUAGCUGAGCUGGACAUAGUGGAGAACGCCUUGGUGCUGGACUUGAAGCUGGACUGACCAUGACAGGAUGCCCUCUGCCAGCUGCCCACACGCCACCAGCAGCCUGCAUCCCCUGGAGGAACCGCAGAGCUGGGUGGGCCGAGCCCCUCCUACAGCCUCUGCGGUCGUGAUGAGAGGACAGUGGGCAGUGU
Ochotona curzoniae (black-lipped pika) is the source of this 1505-nucleotide messenger RNA. It is a transcript of the gene BPIFB6, whose product is annotated as BPI fold containing family B member 6. The coding region runs from base 1 to 1371 and encodes 456 amino acids. Gene Ontology annotation, molecular function: lipid binding. The transcript has 15 exons. The record is from RefSeq and is a predicted model, not a curated record. Lineage: Eukaryota; Metazoa; Chordata; Mammalia; Lagomorpha; Ochotonidae.